Ylistrum balloti is the source of this 516-nucleotide messenger RNA. RefSeq lists its product as uncharacterized. The coding region runs from base 1 to 516 and encodes 171 amino acids. NCBI's taxonomy places the organism in Eukaryota, Metazoa, Mollusca, Bivalvia, Pectinida, Pectinidae. The record is from RefSeq and is a predicted model, not a curated record. The transcript is spliced from 3 exons.
AUGGGUAAAAGAGAAGUAAGGAAGCUGUACACAUUUUCUACACCAUACAGCCAGUCCAUGAUAAAUCCGUCUAUAACGUCAAACCCAGGUCAACAAACACGGACACAGGAAAAUGACAUGGGAUAUUUCCUUGACACGUGCGAUUCAUUGGGUGUAACUACAAUUACUGACAGACAGGUCGAUUCAACGUCGCUACAAAACAAACACGCUCGAUUGCAAAUGAAAACUACAAAAGAUAAAAGGACAAAAAAUGAAUGCGAAAAACGGAAAAUGACGACAUCGGCAUCGGCAAUGAUUGUAGACGGAUUGGGAAUAGCUGUUCACCAGAAAGUAAGUUCUGUAACCAUACAGCAAUCAUCGAAAAAGAAGAUGGCUGUAAGAAAAGACAAAAGAAUGAUGCAGCUAAAGGUUCUCGGAACUAUUUUCAAGAUGAAACAUGAGUUAGACAUCAUACGACAACGCAGACUAAAUUUGGCAAACAAACAACACAAAGCACCAGAAAAGCAAGAAGAAUGA